GCUUGUACGUAAGGAAGGAACAAGAAGAAGAAGAAGCAGCCUCUCUCCAAGAUGGCGGCGACCAUAGACAACAGCAAUGCCGUACAGGCGACAAAGAAGAAGCACCUCGGGAUCCCCGAAGCUGUGUUUGUGGAGGAUGUCGACUCGUAUAUGAAGCAGCCGGGCAACGAGACGGCAGACUCGGCACUGAGGAAGCUGGACGAACAGUACCAGAAGUAUAAAUACAUGGAGCUGAACCUGUCGCAGAAGAAGCUCAGGUUGAAAAAUCAGAUUCCACAAAUCAAACAGACGCUAGAAAUCCUACGACACAUGCAGAAGAAGAAGGAGACCACAGACCCCAUGGAUACAUUCUUCCUCCUGGCUAACAAUGUUUACUGUAAGGCCUCAGUGCCCCCCACCGACAAAGUCUGCCUAUGGUUAGGGGCUAACGUCAUGUUAGAGUACGACAUCGACGAAGCCCAGGCUCUCCUAGAGAAGAAUCUAUCCACGGCGUCUCGCAACCUGGAGACACUCGAGGAUGACCUGGACUUCCUGCGAGACCAGUUCACUACCACUGAAGUCAACAUGGCGCGAGUCUACAACUGGGACGUGAAGAGAAGGAGCAAAGAAAACCUCCUCAAAUCAGCAGACAAGUCUUAAUAGCAACCUAACAACAUCUCCACCCCCUUUCUGCUAACGAUGUUCUUAGUCAAUAACAAACAACCCCCUGAAGUCAUGUCUGUGUUCACCCAGAGCUCCCUCCACUGUUUUCUGUUGAUUUGUUACUUUUUAAAGUAUUUUUUCAAGUAAAAACGAACAAAAAACAAAGGCAAAGAGGCAACUUUUGUAUUCUUUUUAAUGCUUUCAGUUUGUUCCUGUUAUCUUCGGCAGAAUGAGAGUGAGGGUCGCCUUCUCUUCCUGCCUUUUUCCUCCUUCUUCUUCACUUGUUGGACUUUUCACUUGAGUUGAGGCACACCUAGUUGCUGUUGUUUAGAAUCAGGCUCGUAAGAAGAAACCCACAGAAGACGAUUACAGACCAGUUUUUGCUCACUGCAGGACUUUACGGAGUUCAGAGGGAUCACUGUAGUCCUCCUCUUCCACUUCCUCAGUCAUUUCAUCUCUCCGCACUCGACCAUCUCUUCCUCUCUGUUCUCUGCUCCUCUUCCACCAGCUGUUCUGUCUUUAUUUAUUUGACUCUCACUGUAUUCAUUAUAAACAUGAAUGAAGUAAAAGAAGAACAUUUGGGCAAAGAGAAACCUGGAUCUGCUGUUCAUUGUUUCUUCUUUUCCUCAUUAAAACUCGUCACAGAUGCA
Messenger RNA from Notolabrus celidotus (New Zealand spotty), 1292 nucleotides. It is a transcript of the gene vbp1, whose product is annotated as von Hippel-Lindau binding protein 1. The transcript has 6 exons. Gene Ontology annotation, cellular component: cytoplasm; prefoldin complex. Gene Ontology annotation, biological process: protein folding; microtubule-based process; tubulin complex assembly. NCBI's taxonomy places the organism in Eukaryota, Metazoa, Chordata, Actinopteri, Labriformes, Labridae. The record is from RefSeq and is a predicted model, not a curated record. The coding region runs from base 52 to 639 and encodes 195 amino acids. Gene Ontology annotation, molecular function: tubulin binding.